AUGCGGCCGCAGAGAAGGCACCACAGCGGGAUGCACUGCUACAAAAUCAUCAAAAAGAUCGGCGAGGGCACGUUCUCGGAGGUGGUGAAAACCCAGAGCCUCAAAGAUGGAAAGUUCUAUGCGUGUAAAACCAUGAAGCAGUCCAUUAGCAGUGUGGAACAAGCCAACGCCCUGAGGGAGGUGCAGGCCAUGAAGAGGCUGAGUCCACACACCAACAUCAUCCAGCUGCACGAGAUCGUCUACGACAAAGAGAGUGGGACCGUGUCUCUGAUCUGUGAGCUGAUGGAGAUGAACAUCUACGAGUUCAUCCAGGGUCGAAAGAGCCCUCUGCCGGAGCACACGGUGAAGCUCUACAUGUACCAGCUGUGCAAGUCUCUGGAGCACAUGCACAGCUGUGGAAUCUUUCAUCGAGACGUGAAGCCAGAGAACAUCCUCAUCAAGAAGAACGUGCUGAAGCUGGGGGACUUUGGCUCGUGCCGCAGCGUGUACUCGGCCCCCCCUCACACAGAGUACAUCUCCACGCGCUGGUACCGGGCCCCCGAGUGCCUGCUGACCGACGGCUACUACAGCCUCAAGAUGGACAUCUGGAGCGCCGGCUGCGUCUUCUUCGAGAUCAUGAGUUUGAACCCUCUGUUUCCUGGGACAAAUGAGUUGGACCAAGUUGCCAAGAUCCACGACGUGCUGGGGACCCCCGACCAGAGCGUCCUGCACAAGUUUAAACGGUCCAGGGCCAUGCAUUUUAACUUCCCUCAGAAGAAAGGCACAGGGCUGUCCCGCCUCAUCCCAAACUGCCCCGCCCCUGCCCUGUCCCUGCUCUACCAGAUGUUGGCCUACGACCCCGACGAGCGCAUCAGUGCUGACACGGCCCUGCGCCACAUGUACUUCAGGGAGAUCCGGCUGGCGGACAGGAAAGCAGAGAGUCUUCAGCGGGUGGGGAACGUGGAUGGACUGGACAGUGCAGGGAUGGAGCACCUGUGGAGACCCAGCCGCCCGGGACGACCGCUGAGGGGCCGCCACAGCAGGCAGACCCCACUCAGUCACAACGUGAAGCAUGUAGCGGAGCCCGUCCUGCACCGGACCCUCCCUCACUACUCCUCGGAGCUGCCCAAGCUCAGCCUGGUGGUCCCACAGAUCUCCUUCCCUGGGUCCACCAUGCCCGCCUUCACCGUCACGCACCGCGGCACGCUGCCAAACAUCACCUCCAAGUGCCACACCCGCUUGGCCAAGCCCAGGGAUGAGUCUCACAGGGGGGCUUACAAGACCUACUACAUACCCCCACUGGAGCGCAAACGUGGAGCUUACUGA
This is a messenger RNA of Knipowitschia caucasica, 1305 nucleotides long. NCBI's taxonomy places the organism in Eukaryota, Metazoa, Chordata, Actinopteri, Gobiiformes, Gobiidae. The record is from the annotation of a GenBank genome assembly.